CAUAGAAACGUUGGCAGGGGAUGACGACAAUGAUAAUGAUGAUGACUGUGAAAACAAAAAAAGGGAGAGGGUGGGGACCGCGACUCGUUACACCUUUUAUACCAUAUCAUACCUUGAAUGUGUAUGAGCAUCCUGGCGUUCUUUCUGUCUAUUUUGAGCCACCUUUUCUCGUCGUGUCCAUUUUUCUUACAUAGGAUGACGAUUUCGUGUAACUACUUACCACUUAACGCCUACUCGCGACGAACCAAGAGAGUUAGAGGUGAUGGUCGAGGAUGGGAAAUGGUAUUCUUAUACUUGCCAAAGUUUGGCGUUUUCCUCGGCACUCUGUUCGAAUUUCUUGCUUGCUUUUUGAUCGCACUGAUAAGUGAUUCUUUUCUCGUGGGAUGGGCGAGGGAGAUGAGGCACGGAUGUUGGAUGACAAGUGAACGAUGUAUGUCUUGUUCGUUUGGUUGAGGAGACGAGAUGGAGCGUGUGUACGUGUGUUGAUUUGGAGAUGAUGAUACAUGCACGACAUGUCACUGUGGGAUGGGAAGUUCUUUCCAAACAGACUGAUUGAUAUACUGUUCGAUAGAUGGAUGAAAAUAGUCAACACAUCCACAGAACUAUACAGUAACGAUGACUUAACAAAACCAAGAUCCCAACCAAACGCCC
Aaosphaeria arxii CBS 175.79 is the source of this 651-nucleotide messenger RNA. RefSeq lists its product as uncharacterized. The record is from RefSeq and is a predicted model, not a curated record. NCBI's taxonomy places the organism in Eukaryota, Fungi, Ascomycota, Dothideomycetes, Pleosporales. The transcript is spliced from 2 exons. The coding region runs from base 118 to 453 and encodes 111 amino acids.